Molecule: messenger RNA, 659 nt
Organism: Symsagittifera roscoffensis
Lineage: Eukaryota; Metazoa; Xenacoelomorpha; Acoela; Convolutidae
Product: density-regulated protein-like
Exons: 2
Coding region: 30-596 (188 amino acids)
Biological process (GO): translation reinitiation; formation of translation preinitiation complex
Molecular function (GO): translation initiation factor activity; mRNA binding
Source: RefSeq, a predicted model, not a curated record
UUGCUGUGUGCAUUGAACUUCAGUUGUUGAUGAUGAGUGAAGAUGCCGAGGAAGGCAUCUCUGUUGCUGCUGGCGGAGAAAUUUUAGGACAGCCUACAUCAGUGCCGGAAAAGGAUCCCGAGUAUCCACUGAAGGUGCAGUAUUGUCCAGAAUGCACUCGACCACUUGAAUUUUGCGAGUAUGGAGAAGACUACGCGGCAUGUCUGCAGACUCUGAAUGAAAAGAUGCCGGAUCUCUUCAAAGAAUUGAAUCUUUCGCUAGACAUGGCAAAGGAUGUCGAAAAGAAGAAACAGAAGCGAGGCGGAAAAGCUCAGAAAGAAAAACAAGCCAAGAAAACAGAGACUGCUCAGUCGGAACAGAAGAUUGAGAUUCAAGUUGUAGUUGAAGGAAAGAGGUCAAGAACUAGGAUAUCAGGGUUCCAUACAUUCGAUAUCAAGGUCAACGAGGCCAAGAAAACACUAGCUAAAAAGCUGGGUGCCGGAUGUACGUUAGAGAAGGACAUUAUCAUUUUGCAAGGAGAUAACGUAGACUAUUUAGUCGAAAAUGUUCCCAAGUUUUGGCCAAUAAUUCCUGCUGAUGCUAUUGAAGAAUUGUGAAAAUUUAUAUUUAAUUUAAUACAGCUAUACUUUUUAGAAAUGACAAUAAAUUGUUUUGAGCUG